CCUGUGUUUGUUUCCUCAGCUGAUCGAAGUCCUGUGAACAUUAAACUCUGACUCUGCGAGAGCGGAGUACAUGUCGAACGAACAGCUGCCGAAUCCGCUUUUAAAAACACCGAAGUUUAAUGUAGCUUGCGCGUGUAUCUGGCGGAAGUAAGCCUCGUGGUGACGACUAAACACGCUUUAAUAACAAAGGAAUAAGACAAGUACUGUGUGUCUUAUGCAUGCCGAGUUGCUCACUGGAUGCCAUUUGUCCCUGGAGGUUUCACUUCGUCUUCUUUCCAGAGACAGAGAGGAGACAGAGAGGAGACAUAGAGACAGAGAGGAGACAGAGAGACGGAGAGGAGACAUGGAGACAUAGAGACAGAGAGGAGACCGAGAGACAGAGAGGAGACAUGCCGUCCAACAGAUCAGUGUCUGAUGCGCCCAUCACUCAGUUUGUCAACUGCAGAAUCCUGAGAGAUCACAAGCUGCAGAGAGAGGACCUGUGGGUGCGUGACGGGAGGAUCUUAGAUCCAGAGAAGUUAUUCUUUGAUGAACAGGGUUACGCCGACAAGAGAGUGGACUGUGAAGGCAACAUCAUUUCUCCAGGCUUUAUAGACGUCCAGAUCAACGGAGGACACGGUGUGGAUUUCUCUCAGGCCUCUGAGGACGUCGGCCGCGGCGUUUCCAUCGUGGCCAAGAAGAUCUUGGAGGACGGCGUGACGUCCUUCUGUCCCACCCUGGUCACGUCUCCCUAUGCCGUCUACCACAAGGUUUUGCCUCAGGUCAAAGUUCAUAAUGGAGGACACCAUGGAGCUGGAGUUCUUGGGUUUCAUGUGGAGGGUCCAUUCAUCAGUGUGGAGAAGAGAGGAGCUCACCCAGAGCAGUAUCUGCGCAGCUUUCAGUCUGGAGGCUUCGAGGACUUGAUGGAGGCCUACGGCAGCCUGGACAACGUUGCCAUGGUAACACUCGCUCCAGAGCUUUCCGGCAGCCAAUCGGUGGUGAGGGAGCUCUGUAGGCGGGGCAUCACUGUGUCGUUAGGUCACUCCGUGGCUAACUUGUCUCAGGCUGAAGACGCCGUGAAACAUGGAGCCUCUUUCAUUACACAUCUGUUCAACGCCAUGCUGCCGUUCCACCAUCGGGACCCAGGUAUCGUGGGUCUGCUGACCAGUGAUCAGGUGCCUGCAGGCCGGAGAGUGUUCUACGGUAUGAUAGCCGACGGGAUCCACACCAACCCUGCUGCUCUGAGAAUCGCCCACAGAGCUCACCCUUCAGGUUUGGUGCUGGUGACGGACGCGAUCGCAGCGAUGGGUCUUCCUCCCGGGCGUCACACUCUGGGUCAGCAGGUCAUCGAGAUCCAGGGUCUCCACGCUCACAUCGCAGGCACGAAGACGCUCAGCGGCAGCAUCGCCUCCAUGGACAUGUGUGUGAGACACUUCAAACAAGCUACAGGCUGCAGUGUAGAAGAAGCUCUAGAAGCUGCUUCACUUCAUCCAGCUCAGCUCCUGGGAAUCAGCCACAGGAAGGGAAACCUGGACUACGGCUCAGAUGCAGACCUGACGCUGUGUGACGACGCCCUCAACAUCAAAGCUACUUACAUCUCUGGAGAGGAGGUUUGGAGGAAACAGCCGUAAAAAAAACCCCAGAGAGACCUCCAGGGGGCGCCAUUUCUCACAGAGCCACAACCAAACCAAACUGUGUUUAUUUUCAGCCUUGUCGGGCAUCAGAGGCCGAGUCUGUGUUUGCAGAUCACAUUUCAUCCACUUCACAAAAGACUUGCGUAAUAAAAACGACGUCACAUGAUCACGUCUUCAUCAGACGUUUCCAACAGGAAACUGAAGUUUGUAAAACACUCACUCUCUCACAGAGAAAAUCAGUGAUUUUUAUCUGGCGGGGACACAGGGGCUGCUGGUCCUCUGCUGCCUCAUGUGGUCACUUUGUGUCACUGACGUCAAUCUGAGUGUGGACCUUUAAAUGUCGAAUUCACAAAAUAACACUCUUGAACUUAGUGAUGGAGGCAGCAGAGAGUGAGUAGUUGACAAACAUCUGUCUCACAGUGACAUAAAGACGUGGACGUGUUCUUAAAACAUCUUAGACUUAAACUGAUGACGAGUUCAGGUUCUCAGCAGCAGGGGGCGUGUGUUUUAAAGGUGCUUCAUUAAUCCAGAGGAGAGAAGUAUCAAAGUCACUGUAUUUAUAUUUCAUAUCUUCAUCCAGUUCAAAUCAAACUGAUAUUUUCAACAUUUUUGUAAAUUUUUGUAAAAAUCUUCAUUAUGUACUUUAUACAUGAUUAAAGACUGUUGUCAAAA
Molecule: messenger RNA, 2285 nt
Organism: Solea solea (common sole)
Lineage: Eukaryota; Metazoa; Chordata; Actinopteri; Pleuronectiformes; Soleidae
Gene: amdhd2
Product: amidohydrolase domain containing 2
Exons: 13
Coding region: 219-1610 (463 amino acids)
Biological process (GO): N-acetylglucosamine catabolic process
Molecular function (GO): N-acetylglucosamine-6-phosphate deacetylase activity
Source: RefSeq, a predicted model, not a curated record